GUCAUGUUUGCUUUAAUCAACGGAAGAUGUAUCUAAAUUUAGAUUUUUUCUUCUUUCAGAAUUUUAUUUCUAUUUUUCAUGGCUAUUGUUUUGAAUCGAUAGCCCAUCGUAUGCCUCCCCCUCCCCUUCCACCUAUUAUUCCAGCAAAGAACGGGGCCGUUUGAGACUCGGAGCCCGGUGACGUCAGCGGACUGAUCCAGCAGCUGUGGAGGCGAAGGAGGAGGAGAAGGAGAAGGAGGAGGAGAAGCAAAGACACCACCGCUUCUGUAGCUCGCGGGAGGACUUUACAGUUCGGACCGCUUUGUGUUCGAGUUUUUAAAGGAUGCCACACUAAUGAGAGCAGAUCGACCUCUAAAUGACUCCAGCACAAACAUCACACCUGAACACCAGCAGUCCACAGUAACCACGGAAGAUUGGCAGGUAACCAAGGGGGCCUCAGUGACUUACAUUUUCCACUAUGAACCGCGCCUUCAACAGGAAAAAAGGGGACACUUCGACAGGCAGAGGCACGGCUGUGCUAUGGGCUCACCUAUCUCGCCCAUUGUGGCCAACUUGUACAUGGAAGAAGUCGAGAGAAGAGCCCUGGACUCUUCCCCAGAUAAAUCAUGGAUGCACACCCCGGAGGCUCUGGCCAAGCACUAUAUAGCUUACAACGCCAAGUUCCUGGGAAACACUGAGGUUGAAGCCCCCAAAGGCACUGAAGUUGUGAAGGAUGCAGUGAGAAAGCUGAAGUUUCAGAGACACAUCAAGAAGUCAGAGGGUCAGAAGAUCCCAAAAGUGGAGCUUCAGAUCUCCAUUUAUGGAGUGAAGAUUUUGGAUCCCAAAACAAAAGACGUGGAGCAUAACUGUCAAUUACACCGAAUAUCCUUCUGUGCGGAUGACAAGACCGAUAAAAGGAUAUUUACUUUUAUCUGCAAAGACUCGGAGUCUAACAAACACCUGUGUUAUGUGUUUGACAGUGAGAAAUGUGCAGAAGAGAUUACUUUGACAAUCGGUCAGGCCUUCGAUCUGGCCUACAAGAAGUUCUUGGAGUCUGGCGGUAAAGACGUAGAGACCAGAAAACAGAUCGGAGGCCUGCAGAAGAGAAUUCAGGAACUGGAAACAGAAAAUGCUGAGCUGAAGAAGCAGCUCCAGGAUCUUGAGGAGCAGCUGAUGAUAGCUCACGUACCACCACUGCACAUAAAUGCGACCAAUGAGGCGUACAUGCUGCAGAGGCCCUCCUCUCUCUUCUGGUGCCACAGCAUCAAGUCGCUCUCCUGUCUGGAGAUCUCCUCUGUCACACUCACUCCUAUGAGCUCGCCGGAGUCCAACCUCUCCACAGGGUUACUAACUCCUCCACCUGCCCAACCUGCUCUUCCUAUUCCUAAAGCUAGCGAGGGGUGUAGCAUCCCGCGGCCUCGCGUGGGAAGCAUCUCCACAAGACAACAGUCCACAGACAUUUUUGACAUGGUCCCCUUCUCACCUGUGACCCCGCUGGUUCCUGUGCCAGCCAGCAACGGCUGUCCACCUCCUCCACCGACCACGCUGCCGCCUGACAUAAGCAAAGACCUGUUUGGUGCAGAACCCUUCGAUCCGUUCACCUGCGGGGCAGCAGACUUCCCCCCAGAUAUUCAGUCCAAGCUGGAUGAGAUGCAGCGUCAGCGAUGGAGGGGUUCAAAAUGGGACUAACUCUGGAGGGCACCGUCUUCUCUCUGGACCCGCUGGACGGCCGCUGCUGAUGCCGAGAGGACCCCCACACACACUUUGAGGCAGACUUUUAACCCAUUUGUAUGAAGAAGUGCCAAAACCCUGUCCAGUGUCAAAGGUCAAACCCUUCCCUCCUUUUCAUUUUGAGUUUUGUAAACAUUUACAUUGGAAUUGGUUUUCAGUAUUUCAAGGUAAACUCUGAUUCAAUAGAGAAGAGAGCUAUUUUUGUAAUAAAUAGGAGAGAUAUGCUUCUGGAAGGAGUACUUGCGAGUACUUUUUAAUUGCACAGUGCUGAUGUAAAUAGUGGAAUACGUCCAGUGGUACAGUCUCCAUAAGUGUGUGUGCACCAGCUGAAUUCUGUACUGUUAACACAUUCCUGGUUGUUGUUGAACUUAAAAAAAUAGAUAUAUUGAGAUCUGUUACAGUUCUUUUAUUUCAACUAUAAUCUCAAAUAUUUUUGUUUACUCAGCAUUAAUUUACUUUAACACAUUUAGUUUGAAUUUGUACUUUGACUUUCUUCUUCUUACUGACAUCGCUUUUGUUGGCGCAUUUUAUACAUUUUAUCUGUCAUUUUAAAGUUUUACUUCGUUUUAGUUUUUUCAUCCAAUUUCUUUUUUCUUCUUUUUUUGCUCCGCCCCUUUUCUUCUCUUUAUUUUCUUUUAUGGAGAACAUUUCUGUAUUUUGGUUGUAUUGACUUUAAUGCAACAGUUAUUAAAGACAUUACUACUGGAAAGGAAAAA
This is a messenger RNA of Oryzias latipes (Japanese medaka), 2426 nucleotides long. Lineage: Eukaryota; Metazoa; Chordata; Actinopteri; Beloniformes; Adrianichthyidae. The record is from RefSeq and is a predicted model, not a curated record.